UAAAGUCACUAGUCUACCAUCUGUGCUGUAACUAUACCUAGGUAAGUGUGGUUCUACACCAAAAAUCCAGAACUAGCAUAACUGGCAAGGUCCUUAUAGGUGAUUGUUAAAAUAGAUUUUAAUAGACCACAUAACAUUCAAAAUGGCAGGCAGAUGUGUGUUUAAAUAUGUUCAGCCAAAAAGUAUUGUACCCCAAAUGCACAUUCGUUGUGCAGCUACUUUAUCUGGCUUUGAAAUUCAACAUAAAACUCCAACAAUUAAAAAAGUUAUGCCCAUCCCAAAGGCUCAUUACGGUGGGCGGCAUACUGUUACCCUUCUGCCAGGUGCUGGUAUUGGACCCGAACUCAUGGGAUAUGUAAAAGAGAUUUUCAAAUAUGCUGGUGUACCGGUAGAUUUUGAGGAAAUAGAUAUUGAUCCAAAUGCAGAUAAUAAUGAUGAUUUGAAUUAUGCUAUCACUUCAAUUAGAAGAAAUGGUGUUGCUUUAAAAGGAAACAUUGAAACUCGCAGCAAAGAAGUUGGAGUGCUGUCACGUAACGUGGCUCUACGUAAUCAGUUAGAUCUGUAUGUCAAUGCUCUUCACUGCGUCUCUUAUCCCGGCGUGAAUUCUCGGCAAAAGAAUAUUGAUGUUGUCAUUGUGAGACAAAAUACUGAGGGAGAAUAUGCCAUGUUGGAGCAUGAAAGUGUUGGUGGAGUUGUAGAAAGUAUGAAAGUUAUUACAAAAUCUAACUCAGAAAGAGUGGCCCGUUAUGCGUUCGAAUAUGCCAGAAGAAAUAACAGGAAGAAGGUUACUACGAUUCAUAAAGCAAAUAUUAUGAAAUUAUCUGAUGGUCUUUUCUUAGAAACGUCACGAAGAGUUGCUAAAGAUUACCCAGAAAUUAUUCUUAAUGACAUGAUUAUUGACAAUACAUGCAUGCAGCUAGUUUCUAACCCACAUCAAUUUGAUAUUAUGUUAACAACAAAUUUAUACGGUGCAAUUGUCUCCAAUGUCAUUUGUGGUCUACUUGGCGGUGCAGGUCUUUUAGCUGGCAAAAAUUACGGUGAUCAUUUUACAAUCUUUGAACCAGCUACUCGUAACACAGGUGCAAGCAUAGCUGGAAAAAAUAUCGCUAAUCCAAUUGCUAUGUUAAAUGCCGCUGUUGAUAUGUUACGUCACCUUGGUCAUAAAAACCAUGCAGUUAUUAUUCAGAGUGCCAUCAAUAAAACCAUUAAUGCUGGCAUUCAAACUAAAGAUCUGGGAGGAACUGCUACAAGCAGGGAGGUUAUAGACAACAUUUUAAAAUGCAUAAAAACAGCACAAAGUUAAAAAGACUGAUAGUCGUGAUAAUGUCUUAUAGUUCAUCAAAUGUAUUUGUGAUACCAUAUUACAAGAGAUAAUUGCAUUGAGCAAUGCUACACUUUAAUUUUUUGUGCCAUUUAAAGAUUUACUAAUAAUUUAGAAAAAUAAAAUCUGCUUAUCCUUAUAAAUGUUGUACAAUUAUACUGGUUCAACAAAAAAUCAUUUGACUUUUGUCACUUUAAAGUAAUUGAUUUAAUGUAACAAAAUUUUUUAGAUUAAAUUGAGAUUGAUAUUGAAAAUAAACACAAUUGCUUUAAUUUAUAAAAUUAUAUAUGCUAUCUUCUUUAAUUAUUAAAUCGCAAAAGUUAAAGUGUGCAAAUAAUUACAAAAUUGAACAAAUUUUAAAAGUAUUUUAAAGUAAAGAAACGAGUAUUUUAAAUCAUAAUAUUUUAUUCAAAUGCAAAAUUUUUUGUAAUAUGUAUUGUGCUAUAUAGAUUGAGAUUUCAAAGUCCUAUUGAAGCUCAAUUUUGAGUAGUUAUUUAUUCAACUGAACUAAAUUAUUAGAAUUAAAUUAAACUUGAAACAAAAGUAGUAGUCUUGAGCGAUAUAAUUCAUGCAUGAAGCUGCCUUUGUCUUAACAUGACGACCAUACUUUCAUAAUUAGAAUAUUCUAUUCACUGUAGUUGAGCACAAAGCAGUGAAAUAUUAUGAUUUGUCAAAUGAUAUUCAAAAUUGAUUGCACCAUAAUGUCAAAAAAUGCUAAGUUUUCAUUAAAAAAACUGUAUAUACUGUAAGUAUCUCUCUUAAUUUACGUAAUUUAUUCAUAUUUUACUCAAGAAAAUAUUAGGUAACAACAGCAUUGUGAGAUGUUGAACAUCUUAUUUGUAUUGAAAAUAAAAUUAAAGUUCACUUAAAUAAAUGCGCUGAUAUUCAUUCGGCUUACGGUUA
Nasonia vitripennis (jewel wasp) is the source of this 2224-nucleotide messenger RNA. It is a transcript of the gene Idh3g, whose product is annotated as isocitrate dehydrogenase [NAD] subunit gamma, mitochondrial. The transcript has 4 exons. Gene Ontology annotation, biological process: tricarboxylic acid cycle; isocitrate metabolic process. The record is from RefSeq and is a predicted model, not a curated record. Gene Ontology annotation, cellular component: mitochondrion. Lineage: Eukaryota; Metazoa; Arthropoda; Insecta; Hymenoptera; Pteromalidae. The coding region runs from base 143 to 1303 and encodes 386 amino acids.